AUGAACAAGAGGCUAGAACGUCAUGAUGGGUCUCUUCUGGUAGCAGAGAAGCAGGAGACAUUUAUAGAUGACGAUAACGAUGACACGACGACUCUAGGUAUCGCCGUGAAUACACGCAACUACCAGACACUUUUAGAUAAUUUGGCACAACGACGACGCACGAGUUCAGUGGUUAUCAUGUCUCCAAAAUAUCGACGCCAGACUGUCGUCGUUUUUCCACAAGGAAAAAAUACAAAGCCAGAGAGUCCGAGGGAAUAUAUGAUCGACGACGAAGAGGAAGACGACGAAGAAGCACGUGACGAAACUGUUGUGGGUCUGCCCGUUGACACGCGAAAUUAUGAGGCUAUUGUGAGUCGAGAGCUCCCCACGCACUCAGAUCCAGGUAAAUUUAAUGUGAAUUAUCGCCGUGCGACAGUAGAUAUCAUGCCGCAAUCUGUCCCUGAGGAGGAUGUUUUUACGAGCCAUUCGAUCGUCUCAGAGAAUAGCGACGAUGAUGACACCGUCAUGGGGUUUCCUGUCAAUACAGGCAAUUCUGUGUCGUAUCAAGUUGAAGAAUCUGAAUCGGGGCGACGUGACCCAGUACACCGUCAACGAAGAUAUAGCACGUUGGAAAAGGAGCCUCGUGUCAGUGACCCGUAUCGGUCAUCGUCUCAGUGCGGAACGGCUUCGCAAGACUCGUUUACGACUGCACCGAAUAAUAGUAUUCACACUGAUCCUCGUGCUUCCUGUUUUGACAGUCGUCGCGCUUCGAAUGCGGCGUACGUUCCAUACUCAAGUUGGAUCUACAUCCAGCAUGGCAAGCUUAAAGCAUGGAAGCGCUACUUUGCCGUACUUUCAGGGAUGGAAUUUAAGUACAGUAAAGGCGCAGGGCAUUCUCCGAAAGGUUUUGGAUUGUUGACUGCAGUACGCAGGGCGCAUGACAUACGCUACGGGCUUUGGCUUGAGUUAGACGGUGAUACGUCGCUCCUCAUUCGCUGUUCUAAUGUUGAUGAGUUUGAACAGUGGCAGAAUGCAGCGGAAAAGGCUAUUGAACGUCUUAACUCACAAAAUAUGACCUCGUACACUUUAUCGGCGUCGGAACGACAUGAAGGGUAUCUAUUCAAACAGGAGAAGAAUAAGACAUGGAAACGAUGUUUCUUUGUUGUGGGCACCGAUGGGUACAUCGAGUGCCGCGACAGCGAACAGGAUCAACCCGACCGAAAGUGUUCUGGAUACAUCAAGGCUGUGUCAUUUGCCGACUGCCAUGCUAACGGCCUUGCGAUCCAGCUAAGUGCAGGUGUAUCCUUGGUUUGCUAUGCAGACUCGUACGACGAUCAAAUGCUCUGGUAUGGCGCAAUCUCGGCUGCCGCAAACGCGAAUGGUAAAACAGCACAGGCUAAAACGUCGGUGAAGAGCUGCUACGUUGAAACAGCGGUGUCUAAUCACGCAGGGUGGCUUUACAAACAAGGUGGAAUUUUAAAGACCUGGAAGCAUCUGUAUUUUACACUACAUGGUACUGAGCUGGCAUUUGCUAAGGAUACGAAUUCGGAGACUGUGUUAUGUGAUUACGCAGUCUCUGUGGACGAAUGGAGUGGUCAUGCGAAUGGACUGUCGAUUCGACUUAUUAGUGGACGCGUUUGGAAAGUCUACGCUGAAUCAUACGAGACCGCCAAACGAUGGCGGUCGGUUAUUAGAAGUGCGUGUCGGGCCGCCGAAUCAUUCAAUCUUAAAAAAUAUUUGACGAGCCGACGUCGUAAGAAGCUUAAACCUGUGUACGGUGGUUGGCUCACAGAAGUGCGGAAGAAUUUCCACCUUCGUCGGUUUUACGUCAUUGAUGGCACGACACUGGGAGUUGCUAACGAUGUCGACAACCAGCUCAGACCCCUUGGUCAUGUCGUUGAUGUGGGUUCAACGCGUGAUCUUGAGUGUGGCAUGGUGUUUACACUUGCCAAUGGAACCACAGUGAAAGUAAUUUGUGACUCACUGGCAGACUCAAAAUGUUGGUAUGAAUGCUUGAAUUUUUCGCUCAAGUAG
Molecule: messenger RNA, 2013 nt
Organism: Plasmopara halstedii
Lineage: Eukaryota; Oomycota; Peronosporomycetes; Peronosporales; Peronosporaceae
Product: Pleckstrin homology-like domain
Exons: 1
Coding region: 1-2013 (670 amino acids)
Source: RefSeq, a predicted model, not a curated record